This is a messenger RNA of Camelus dromedarius (Arabian camel), 3205 nucleotides long. RefSeq names its product serine protease 22 (gene PRSS22). Gene Ontology annotation, molecular function: serine-type endopeptidase activity. Bases 1990 to 2964 code for a protein of 324 amino acids. Gene Ontology annotation, biological process: proteolysis. The record is from RefSeq and is a predicted model, not a curated record. NCBI's taxonomy places the organism in Eukaryota, Metazoa, Chordata, Mammalia, Artiodactyla, Camelidae. The transcript has 6 exons.
CCAGCCACGGGGUGCAGGGGGGACCCAGGACAGAGAGGUCAGGGAGGUACCCUCCCCUAGCCAGCUGGCAUUUCUGCUUGGCUGACACCAAAAGUGCUUCUCUCAUUGGCCACUCUGUUUCCCUGCAGUCUCUCCAUCCCCAGGCCUGGGACAGAGAGGAAUGCAGCAGCUAGGAGCUUCCAGCUCCAGCACCCCAUCCUUGCCUUGUCUUUGGCUGGAGUGGGGCAGGGACCUCCACGGAGCAGGACGGCAUGUCUAGCUGGUGGUUUAAGCCCGAGGGUCUCCUGCCCUCCUAACAGAAGCAGGGCCCAGUUAAAUACAGUGACAAUCCUCCUUGGUACUGACAACAUCCAGGGCUAUCUGUCUCUUGCAGACUCUUAGAACCCCUAACAGCCCCAGGAGGCGGGGAGCACAGGAGUCCACCCCAGGGCAGGGUCUGGGGACACAGAGUGUGUUAGCUAAGCUAUGACAGGCGGUCUGCCCACCUAGGACCCACACAGCAGCCCCUCCCAGUGCCCUGACUCACCCACCAGGCACUCACUCCCUCUCUCCUCCAACUUAGGACAUCUCCACCGGCCCCCGUCCCCGUGCCUCUGCAGGGCCAACUCCAGCUUUUCCUUCAGCCUCCUUUUCGAGGUCCUCCUUUCUGGGCAACCCUCAUUUUCCCCCCAGCAGUCUUCAGGUGCCUCCCUUGGGCUCCCACCCACCUAGCACUUCUGACCCUGGGUGGUAAUCAUCCAUCCACUGGGCUUGACUCCCUCAGGGCUCCCUGAAUCUAGUCCAGUUGCCUUUCUCCAGAAUCAGGGUUCACAUCCAGGCUCCACCACUCACCAGCUAGGGGCCCUUGGGUAAGUCACUAACCUCCCCCAGUGGCCUCAGUUUGCUCAGCUGCAGAAUGGGAAUAAGAAUAAGAGAACUUGCAGAUUAAAUGAGGAGGCGCCUGGCUCAUGAAGCUCCCCGCAAAUGCUGUUAUCUCCAUGCCCCGCCCCAGGCAUACCCAGGGCCCAGCGAGGGGUUUGUUUAUCACAUGGUUGAGAGACAAAGAUACACAGUCUGUGUCGGAAGAAGCCUGACCCUCCUGCUUGGGGUGUGGGUGUCUGCAGGAUGGGGCCUCCUGGGUCAUGAGGGUAGGCUCUACGGGGGAGCACCUUGCAUCUGACACCUCCUACCCGGGCUCCCCCAUCAAGCAUCGCCCAGGAGCCCUUUGACCCCAACGGGGAGUCCAGGGGAUCCCAGGAGCACAGGGGCUGGGCUGGGGUUGGCACCCUUUCAUGGCAGCUGCAUCUGUCACAGCCACCUGGGGAACCUGGCUGGCCCUGCCUGGGCUUCCCGGGAGUCCAGGUGAGAGAUGAGUCCUCAGGUGACAAGGCCCACAGGAAGAUGGCCUAGGGAUGGGAGGCCAUUGGGGGCCUGAUUCACAGCCUUCUGGGAAGUGGGUUAACGGGAUCCCAGAGUCCCGGGCUGGGCCAAGUCUCCUGCUGAUUCAUAGGAGCCGUUACCAAGCCUCUGGGCAGCCCCUCACCCGCCCCCAUCUCUCCCCAAGGCCCUGGGGCCUCCCCAUCAGCCCACCCCCCAGCCUUUUGCCACUGCAGACCCAGGCCCCAGGGUCUGAGCACCUUCCCUCCCCACCCGGACCCCCUCCCUUUCAAGCCCUGGAGAACUUUCUCUGCCCUGCUCCCCAGUCAAGGUCAAGGCCAGAGCCUAGACCUGUGGGGCCCGGUUCCCUUGUCUGCUCCUCCAGAGGCCAGGUCCUGAGCCCCAGAUCCAGGCCCAAGGUAGGGGUCCCAGCUAGAGCCCCCAAGUCCCCUUAACGGCUUAUUUCCUCCCGGAAGCCCCACCUCCUCCCUGUGACCCACAGCCCAGGGUGGCAGGGACUGAGCCACUCACCUGGGGGACUGGUCUGACGGCAUUCCGCCUCCCAGGAUAAAACCUGGUGCGGCCUGCAGAGAACCCUGCGCACUCUUGUUGGCAGCUGUGACCCAAUCCGCCAUGGUGGUUCCUGGGACUCCAGCCCUGGGGGGGCGCUGCCCCAGGAUCUUAACCUCCCUGCUGCUUCUGGUUGCUACAGCCACCCUUGCUGCUGCCGAGACAACUGAGCCCCCAGCCUGUGGGAGGCCCCAGCGGCUGAGCCGGAUCGUGGGUGGUGAGGACAGCACUGAUGCCGAGUGGCCCUGGGUCGUGAGCAUCCGGAAGAACGGCACCCACCACUGCGCGGGCUCCCUGCUCACCAGGCACUGGGUGGUCACGGCGGCCCACUGCUUCAAGGGCAAUCUGAACAAACCAGCCCAGUUCUCUGUGUUGCUGGGGGCCUGGCAGCUGGGGAACCCUGGCCUGAGGUCCCAGGAGGUGGGUAUCGCCUGGGUGCAGCCCCACCCUGUGUACUCCUGGAAGGAAGGCUCCAGUGCUGACAUUGCCCUGGUUCGCCUGGAGCACUCCAUCCAGUUCUCUGAACGAGUCCUGCCCAUCUGCCUGCCUGAUUCCUCCGUCCGCCUCCUUCCGGACACCAACUGCUGGAUCGCUGGCUGGGGGAGUAUCAAUGAUGGAGUGCCCCUGCCCCACCCUCAGACCCUCCAGAAGCUGAAGGUUCCCAUCAUUGACUCGGGGGUCUGCAGCCGCCUGUACUGGCGGGGAGCUGGGCAGGGAGCCAUCACUGAGGACAUGCUGUGUGCCGGCUACCUGGAGGGGGAGCGGGAUGCCUGUCUGGGCGACUCCGGGGGCCCCCUGAUGUGCCAGGUCGGGGGCACCUGGCUGCUAGCGGGCAUCAUCAGCUGGGGUGAGGGCUGUGCGGAACGCAACCGACCCGGCGUCUAUAUCAGCCUGGCUGCCCACCGCUCCUGGGUGCAGAGGAUCGUGCAAGGGGUGCAGCUCCGCGGGCACUCGCAGGGGAGCGGGCCUGCAGGGCGCCGGGGCCGGGCUCUGGGAUCCCCGCUCCGUUCAGGGGCCGCUGGGAGCCGCCGGGCUUAGGGAUCUAGGAAGACCCCGCUGUUUCCUCGGUUGUAAAUAAGCCGUCUACCUCCUGGGGACGACCGCGUGCCGGCACCGGAUCGCCUCGCUGGGAGGCCCCGCCCGGCCCGGCCCGGGGCUCAGGCCCCACCUCCUGGGCUGGGAGUGCCUUUGUGUAUAUACAUGUUAAUUAUUUUUACAGUUAUUUGUAACCCUGCCCACUUAUCUUAUUUAUUCCUCCAAUUUCAAUAAAUUAUUUAUU